Hevea brasiliensis (rubber tree) is the source of this 2202-nucleotide messenger RNA. Its product is annotated as serine/threonine-protein kinase-like protein At3g51990. The record is from RefSeq and is a predicted model, not a curated record. Gene Ontology annotation, biological process: protein phosphorylation. Gene Ontology annotation, molecular function: ATP binding; protein kinase activity. Bases 440 to 1891 code for a protein of 483 amino acids. Gene Ontology annotation, cellular component: plasma membrane. The transcript has a single exon. NCBI's taxonomy places the organism in Eukaryota, Viridiplantae, Streptophyta, Magnoliopsida, Malpighiales, Euphorbiaceae.
AAAAAUAAAUGAGGCCCCAAAUAUAUUAUUUAAAAAUGGAUUUGUAGAUGAAGGCAUAUAAAACAGAGCAGUCAUGGUGGAAACUGACAAGAGGGAAGACAGAGUCUUGGACUGUUAUUGGUAAUCUGGUCUAUAAUCAGAGAUUUGCCAUAUUUAUUGGCAUGAAAAUGGCCUUGGGAUUCGAAUUGGGUGGGCUCGCUUUUUACUACCCAACAAUUUUCCCUUCCCCAUAUCAUCCUUCCCGUCAUCUGCCACAUAAAGCCGCUGUGCCAUUUCAUGUCAACUCCAACGACUUAUCUCCAUAGCCCCAACUUCCUUUGAACCCCUCUUCUCCCUCCUCUCUUUAUGUAACAGAAAUCUCGAAUUUUCAGAUUUUUUUUAUCCGUUUCUCACCAGGAAAGAUUUGAAGAAACAAAACCAUUUCACCAAAUUGCUUUAAAUGGGAUACCUUUCUUGUAAGGCAGAAUCAGCUAUUGCCAUCUCCAGCACAACUUGUCAAUUUACUUCCAAAACCGCCCAAAACAAAGUAGAAAAGCCCAUCAAGAUCCAGCAGUUUCACUACAGUGAUCUUGAGGCAGCUACCAAUGGUUUUUCUGACCAGAAACUCCUAGGCAGAGGCAGCCAUGGCUGUGUCUACAAGGCUGUUAUCCAUGGGCGCCAUGUUGCUAUCAAGAAACCCUCAAAAGGUGUUGAAAUUGGCCAGGAAGUGGAUAAUGAGAUCGAGAUCUUGUCCAAACUUCACAGCCCAAGAUUGGUAAACUUAUUAGGCUUUGCAAAUGAUACUAAAGAUAGAUUGCUUGUUGUUGAAUUCAUGAGCAAUGGCACCCUUUAUGAUAUUCUUCACUCAAAUUCAAGACCACCCAAUUGGGGUCGAAGAAUUCGAAUGGCUUUGCAAAUUGCUAAGGCUAUCGACACUUUACACUCACAAAACCCACCUAUAAUCCAUAGAGAUAUAAAGUCUGCCAAUGUUUUGAUUGAUAGGAAUUUCAAUGCAAGAUUGGGUGAUUUUGGUUUAGCACUAAGGUGUGGUAUCGAUGAUGAUUAUAGACUUAAAUCAACCCCACCUGCUGGUACCAUUGGUUAUCUUGAUCCGUGUUAUGUUACUCCAGAUAAUUUGAGUACUAAAACUGAUGUCUUUAGUUUUGGGAUUUUGUUGUUGGAGAUCAUUAGUGGAAGGAAGGCUAUUGAUGUGGGGCAUUCACCACCUUCCAUUGUGGAUUGGGCUAUUCCGCUUAUAAAGAAGGGGAAGCUUCGUGCUAUUUAUGAUCCAAGAAUUGCCCCUCCCAAGGAUCCUAUGACUAGGAAGCAGCUGGCUUUGAUUGCUGCUAAAUGUGUGAGGUCUUGCAGGGAAAGGAGGCCAGCAAUGAAGGAGGUUGUUGAUUGGCUAACUGCUUUGAGUAAAUUGGUUCCCCUUCAUUCAUGGAAUGGAUUCAAUAAUCCAUGUAUGAUGGUGGAGACAAUGGGGCGUCCAAUUGAGUUGAGAAAUAACCUGUUUGGUCCAAGACCAGAUGGUGUUGGAGAGGAGAAUUUGGAUGGUACAGAUGGUAAAGUUGCUAUGCAAUCAGUAAAGGAUUCAAGGAGGGUGUAUUCAGAUUUGGGGUUUCGGAGCAAUUUGAAGGAACUUAUGGCUGGAACAGAGGGACAGUCUGGAUUUCUGGGAGAGAUUGAUGGAGUUGAAUCUACUUUCAAGUCUGCAAAUCGGGUUUCUAGCUCUAGAUUUGGCAGUGCAAGAUAUGGUAUCAAAGGAAGAGCUCAAUCCAAGUCUCGUGACAGAAGUCUCUUUCGAAUGAGAAGAAACCAAUCUGCUGAGGAUAAUUCAGAACUACUUUCAAAGCAUGAUGACACAGCAGCUCGUUCGAGUUUUAGUGCUCAAGGAUGUCAUGACAUCUAGCAGAUUAAAAGAGUAUGAUUGAAGCAACUCAAGAGCAGAGCGAAGCUCUGGCUUGUAAUCUUCUAUUGCUUGUGAAUUUCAUUGAUGUAGAUUUGUUAGUAGUUCAUUGAUUUGUGAGUUUCCAAUUAAUCGGUAAUGCUUACUGAAAUGUUAAGGUGUUGUUUGAUUCAACAUAUGUGCAGAUCAAGGCACAUUGUUGAUGUCCCUAUAAUAGUUUGUUUAUCCUUUUCGUUUGUUACAUCUUUGGUAUGCAAAGCUGAUGUAUGAUACAUAAUUGCUGUUGAAUAAAUCAGUCUUCAAUUGCAUAGUAA